Molecule: messenger RNA, 774 nt
Organism: Alternaria conjuncta
Lineage: Eukaryota; Fungi; Ascomycota; Dothideomycetes; Pleosporales; Pleosporaceae
Exons: 1
Coding region: 1-774 (257 amino acids)
Source: RefSeq, a predicted model, not a curated record
AUGAUCUUCGGCGGCCUUGAGAUUGUCGCAGGCGGAUACCUCAUUCACCGGCAUUACCGAAAGAAGAACGGGAAGGAGCAGCUCGAGGAAGAGGCUCAACAGCGACGCCAUCACACAUUCCCUGGUGCCAAUCCUGCAAAGCAGAAUGGCUGGAAUACUCAGGCCCACCACCGUCCUCAACACCAUCCACAAGCGCAACAGCAGCAACCCGUGGUACCACAGCAAAAGUACGCCUGCUAUGCUCCCGUAGCCGCACAGCCCCGACCGCAGAUAUACCAGCCUCAAUUCCAGCCUCAAACCCAGAUACAGCACCAAGCCCAACCUCAAUCGCGACCGCACGCGCCUCCCCACACGCAAAGCUUCAACAUCCCACGGCGGCCUGUACCGCAGCGAAAACCUCAGAUCAUCAUCGAGCCGUCCCUCCAACGCACAGACUCCUUCGCGACGAUAUCGCGCAUGCCUAUCGCAAACGGCUCGCGGCCACACGACGUACCCGAGCAGGCUAGCCCUGCGAUCGGUCUUUCACCUAUACCACAACAUGGCGUCUAUGGGAACGCAGGGUUCUCGGUGUCGACACCGGCGUUUGGAGCUACGCCUACAUCACCAGGCUUGGUAUACGAGAUGGCUACGGGACGCGAGGGCGGUGCUGGUCAGACUGUGGACGAUAACUGGGAGACGUUCGGCGGCCAUGCACAUGCUGGAGCGCCGCACUAUGCGCCGACUGUGUCUACUGAGCUGGGCGAGCGCGAUCCGCCACCGCCUUACAUGCCUUGA